Messenger RNA from Auanema sp. JU1783, 1212 nucleotides. NCBI's taxonomy places the organism in Eukaryota, Metazoa, Nematoda, Chromadorea, Rhabditida, Rhabditidae. The record is from the annotation of a GenBank genome assembly.
AUGUUGACAGAACUCAGAAGUGGAAAUGGUCACACUACCGGAACAUUUGAAUUUAGAAGGCAUCGCAUGUAUCCAUCUUAUUCUCACAUAUCGUUGUGUAUAAUGAAAACCUUGUUCAUAAUAAUUUUUUUCACAAGAACUGUUGUUUCUCAAUACUAUUGUGCAGACGAAGUUCAGAAGUGUGCCAUCGAAGCUGAAGAUAAUGAGAGCAUCGUUCAAAACUUGAAAGAAGAAGCAUUCCGUAAAUGCUUCAAGCGUCCUGCAUGCCAUGAGGAAAAGAAGGUUUUCGACCGUUGCUACAAGUCGGCAAUCCGAUCGUUGCGAGGCUCAGUGAGAGAUUCUGCAAAUGAGAAAGCAGGUCAAGAGAUGUUUUCCGUUUCCAUGAUGAACUACAGAUCAUCAGCCGAUCGUUGUUUCCUCAAUUCUCCAUUUGUUCCUCAACGACGACGUUUCGGGCCAGUCAUAUUGGAUGAGGAUAUCGUUUACGCCAGGAUACUUCUCAGUGGAGAACUGGCAGAUAGACUAUGGGGACUUCCUGAAUUGGGAAGAACUCGGCCCAGUUUAGAUACAGCAGCUAUUUGUCGAACUAAAGAAGAGUCCCGCGUUUUCGGAGGUGGUAUAAGCAGACUGUUCCACACUGGAGAUCCAAAGAUAAAUAACUUGACAACUUCGUGUUUAUUAGAAGACUCUGAACUUCUCUGUUAUCGUCAAUUUCUUGAUAACAAUGCUGAGUUUUUACAAGCAAUUUUCCAACGAGACUACAUGUUCAGAACAUGCUUGGCUAGAGUUCGGACCGAAACUCCAUGUAGGAACAACGAUCAUUCAAGACUCCGGACAUGCAUCUGCAACGUUCGCGAACGAUUAGAUCAUGACUUACAGAUGGAUUUGCUGGACUGCGUGCGAAGAACAUCUAUUCAUAACAUAGAAGCCGUACAUGACUCCGAUACGAAGAAAGUAGUCUUGGACAUUCCUAAACCAAAGAUCUCAAAAGCACCAACAAGUCAUUUAACCCCAGGUUUCAUGGUUAAUGGUAACUGCAUGUGUAACCCUGAUUCCAGCCUGAAAUCAUCAGAGAAUGUCAUGAUUUCAUCAGACCUGAAAAUUGAAACGACAUCUUCGGAUGGACUGAUAAGAUUUCGAGAAGACUCGCCAAGGCUGAUGCAACCAUCAGAUGCUCAUUCACAUCUCGAUUGGAGUAGCAGAGAUCACUGA